Messenger RNA from Polychytrium aggregatum, 2033 nucleotides. Its product is annotated as N2,N2-dimethylguanosine tRNA methyltransferase. The coding region runs from base 179 to 1756 and encodes 525 amino acids. Lineage: Eukaryota; Fungi; Chytridiomycota; Chytridiomycetes; Polychytriales. Gene Ontology annotation, biological process: tRNA N2-guanine methylation. The transcript is spliced from 16 exons. Gene Ontology annotation, molecular function: RNA binding. The record is from RefSeq and is a predicted model, not a curated record. Gene Ontology annotation, cellular component: nucleus.
CGGCGAUCUGGACGACCAAAAUCGACCUCCAGAUGCGGCCGCAGACCAAGGGGCACUUUCACCAACGGCACCGGCAUCAGUGAUAGCAUCAGCGGCAUCCCAGCAGCACAACGCCGCCGCCAAGAUACAACAAGACAGAUCCAGCUCCGCACAAGCAGCAGACCCGUCCGUCAACAGCAUGGGAGAGCCAGACGAGGAGCCCAGCCAGCCCACCUUCGAGCAGUAUACCACUGCCGACGGUCUGACGGCGAUCAAGGAAGGCCAGGCCGAGAUCCUGUUUUCGAAUGCCAACGAUGUCUUCUACAACCCGGUUCAGGAAUUCAAUCGUGACAUGUCGGUUGCGGCCAUCAACGUCUGGAGUGAAAUGUACCUGCAGGAAAAGCGGGAGGCAGCUACAGCCACUCGAAAGCGAAAGCAGGAUCAGAACGCCGUGCCGCUACCAGUGCCUGAUGGAGUCGCGAUUCUCGAGGGACUCUCGGCCACGGGCUUGCGAUCGAUCCGAUAUGCCAAGGAGAUUCCCAAUGCCAAGUCCAUCACCGCGAACGACUUUGAUGCGAACGCUGUCGAGACCAUCAAGCGAAAUGUCAACCACAACGGCUGCGAGGACAAGAUCAUUCCAAGUCUCGGUGAUGCAUGUGCCGUCAUGUACCAGAAGCUUUUUGCAAACGAAAAGUACGACAUGAUCGAUCUGGACCCAUAUGGAUCAGCCGCCCCGUUCAUCGAUGCCGCUGUCCAAGCUGUCGCCGACGGAGGCCUGCUGGCUGUGACCUGCACGGAUAUGGCGGUUCUUGCCGGAAGCCAGCCUGACUCGUGUUGGGCCAAAUACGGAGGCAUGCCCAUUCCGAACGCCCCAUACUGCCACGAAAUGGGUCUGCGCAUCGCACUGCACACCAUCCAAACGUCAGCUGCCCGACACAAGCGAUAUAUUGUGCCACUUGCCAGCUGUAGCAUCGACUUUUACAUUCGCAUGUUUGUGCGAGUGUACACCUCUCCACAGGAGGUCAAGAAGCUUGCGAGCAAAACUGCCAUGGUAUAUCACUGCAAUGGAUGCCGAUCGUUUGUCACCCAGCCGAUUGGAAAGUAUGUCGAAAACGGCAACAGUGUCAAAGGCGGCCCUGCCAACGGACCGCUGGCUGCGCAAGCAUGCGGCUUCUGCGAAACAAAAACCAGGAUCGGUGGUCCAUUCUGGGCUGGACCGCUCCACAACGACGUUUAUCUCCAGAAAGUCAUCCAGCACGUCAAGGACAAUAAGGACAAGUACAAAACCAAUGGUCGGAUGCUGGGCAUGCUCACCGUCAUUUCGGAGGAACUGGAGACUCCCUUUUAUUACUCUCUGAGCUCGCUCAGCGGCUCCCUGCGAUGCACAUCGCCGCCCUUGCUCACCGUAUUCUCGGCCCUCCUCCACAAGGGGUACAAAGUAUCUGUCUCUCACGCCUGUAGUGGCUCGAUCAAAACCAACGCCCCCACAUCGGUGGUUUGGGAUGUCAUGCGCGGUUGGGUCAAGUUCCACCCGGUCAAGACCAAGUCGGGCGAGGAGCAGUCUGUCUCGGCUAAGCUUUUGGCGGUUGAGCCAAGCUUCGAGGCCAACUUCGAACCACACCCCGAAAUGGAGGCACCCUCGCGCAAGAUCAAGCUGGUGCGGUACCAGGUCAACCCGACCAAGAACUGGGGCCCCAAGGCCCGAGCAAAGAAGCGCGCGAUCGACGAAGGCAAGAACGACGGCGAUGCCGAGAGCGACCAGAAAAAGCAACCCUGAUUCUGGAUCGCUCCUCGCCACGCUUAAGCUGAUAGGGCGGCUUGUUUGAAAGUGAAAUGCCGCACGGAUGAACCGAGAGCGCUUUGGGCGACAUGGCGCUCCAAUGCAAGCCAGACGGCUGUGGGGAACGGCUUGCACGGCAGCCAACGACCCGGCGACCGCUUCCCCCCGAUGAUAGUUUUGCAGUAGUCACAAUCGUAACGGAACAGAGGGCUGCCAGGGAUUGUUAUCUCUUUUUGUCUGGUACCUGAAUAGAGACACACAUGUUGAUAUGUCA